AUGGCGGACAAGUACCAACAGCUGAUGAAACUCAUUGUCAUCGGAGACAGUGGCGUUGGCAAGUCGUGUCUGUUGCACCGCUUCAUUGAGGACAUUUUUUCAGAAGAGCAAACACAGACCAUUGGCAUCGAGUAUGGCGCCAAGAUUAUUGAUUUGGGAGGAGUGAAGGUCAAGCUGCAGAUCUGGGACACGGCUGGUCAGGAACGGUAUAAAUCCGUUACGAGGAGCUAUUAUCGUGGUGCUACUGGAUGCCUCAUUGUCUACGACGUCAUGAAUAGAAGCUCGUACGAAAGUGUCCCGCAAUGGCUAAGCGACGUACGACAGCUAGCAGGAAGCGAUGUUGUCGUAAUGCUUAUCGGAAAUAAAAUCGAUGUGGCAAAAGGGAAUAGCUUGCGUGCAGUACAGCACAACGAGGCAUCUUUGUACGCCCAGCAAAAUGGUCUGCUUCACUUUGAAACGUCCGCGGCUACAGGCGAGUUCGUAACAGAAGCUUUUCUGAGAGUCGCUAAAAGUGCUGUGUCGUUGGCAAUCGCUGCAGAGCCCGCGAACGAUGUUCAGCUGAGCCAGGACAACAAGACAAACAGCUCGUACCUCUCGUCGUGCUCUUGCUAA
Leishmania braziliensis MHOM/BR/75/M2904 is the source of this 612-nucleotide messenger RNA. RefSeq names its product putative ras-related rab-4. The transcript has a single exon. Gene Ontology annotation, biological process: regulation of endocytosis. NCBI's taxonomy places the organism in Eukaryota, Euglenozoa, Kinetoplastea, Trypanosomatida, Trypanosomatidae. Gene Ontology annotation, cellular component: endosome. Gene Ontology annotation, molecular function: GTPase activity; GTP binding. The coding region runs from base 1 to 612 and encodes 203 amino acids. The record is from RefSeq and is a predicted model, not a curated record.